AUGAACCGAUCACGUAUAUUAACAUCAGUCGAUUACAGUGAGCAAUUGGCUAAUAAUCUCGAUCAACUUGAUAAACAUGCAAACAAAAUUGAUACUGAUCAAAUAUCAUCACGACAAACAAAUGAAUUAUCAUCAUCAAGUAAGAUGGUGAAAGUAUCAUUCAUGGCUGAAGUAUGCACCGAGUUGGCUAUAACAAAAAAUUUAGCAAUAACAGAUACUUUUUUAUGCCAUGAUGAAGGCGAUGUUAUUUUGUCAACAUUUGGGUUUUAUUCACCAUCAGAUGCCAAACAUGCUGCUGGUGUAAACUUACUGUGUUCGGCACUCGACGGUCUUUCAGACUAUAAUCGAACAGCUGGUUAUCAAAAUAUCUAUGUCAAAGAUUUGACACUUUCUAUGCUUGUUGCUACAACAGGUAGUAAGAUGUCGUCUACCUUACAAAUGAUGCACCAAAAGAAAGAAAAUCUUGGCAUGCUUGGUCGUCUUAAUAUUUGGCACUUACAAUCAUUGAACGAAUUUGUUCCACCUCGACAUUCUAAAUUAGUUUCUGAUAUUGCUUCCAUAGAUCACUUAUUUAUAAUAGCACAUGAAAUUUAUCAACAUAAUCCAGAGUUUCGUUUCAAGAAACAUGCUACUGAUACAGUCACGCAAGUUGUUACUGACGAUGUUGAUAAUGAUGAGUACAUGAAGUCGCUUCGGCUUAAACAGGGUAUCGAUGGUCAAAAUGAACCGAUUUUAUCCUCAAAUGAUGAUGAUACGAAUGAUGUAUUUAAUGUUUGUUCAAAUGAUUUAACGGAUGAUGGUGGUGUUAUCAGUGCAUAUAAAUUAAUGCUUUCUAUUUUGGACUCUUAUUUCAAAACUGCUCAACAAAUGGAUCGACAUUCAAGUGGAUGUGUUCCUAAAGGAUUAAGUAAAUUUCCACGAGCAUGCUCACUUUUAUAUUUACUGGAAAUUAUCUCUGGUAUUGCUUCGAAUUUACUCAAAUAUAUUUCUUUUGGUGAAGGUAACUUUUCUCGACCUCAUUCAAAAUCAAAGAAAUUUAUAUCAAUGGAAUUUGUUCAUGCUGCUCGACAACAUGUUAAAAUCUACUUACUCAAUUUACCAUCUAUUAACAAUCGACCUAUUACCUAUAUUGAUAAAUCUCAAGUUGAACGUGCUCAUAUUUUUUAUUCUUAUGUUGAAACAACUAUGAACAUGCUUUUCGAUGCAUCAUUUAUCAAUUAUACAAGUCAGAUUGAUCGAGAAACUACUUCGGUUAAUUAUUUAUCAAAAACGAUGGUGCAUGGUGGAUUAUUGAAAAGCGAUAACUAUUUAUCAAUAACGAAAUCAGUCUCGUAUGUUAAAUUACCACCAAGUACUCUUCGACAAAAUGAAGAUUUACUCAAAUUAUUUAAUAAAUUUGGUCCAUCAUUUACACUUAACAGUUAUGAAAAAAUGUUCGAAAAAUUCGGUCUUGUAACAGCAGCUGACGCUACAAUUGUGCCUAUAACAUUUAAAGGAAUUGUAUUAUUGCGUGAAGAUAAUGCGUUUGUCAAUUUUUAUCAUUGUUUGGACAAGGAUGAAGGAGUACUGAAGAUGAUUCAGGAACGAAUAACUUCAAAGGAAAUCAACUUAGUUCAUGAUUAUAAAGAUGGUCCAUAUCGAUAUGAACUUGUUAUUGAAAAUGAAAAGAUUGUUAAUAUUUCAUCGAACGAUUCCAACGAAAACAAUAAUGAAAAUAUCAAAAAUGGUAUUUUAACAACUGAUGUAAAUUCAUCAAUUGUACAUAAUUCAAUGAUCAACGUUAAUCAACAUUUUAAUACUCAAGCUAUUCAAGAACAAGAUAUUUUAUCAAUGUUGUCAACACAAGACAACAAUAUGCUCCUUUCAGCAACAAAUGUUCAUCCACAAUCAACUAAUCAAAUUCAACGACAUAAUUGUGGUGUAUCAUCAGCCAGUAGCGAUAGUCGAGUAUCUGUAUCAAGUGUCUCACCAUCAUUCGAUCAUGCAAAUUUUAUGCAAUCUACACCAAGAGCAUCAUCUCCAAUUCCGGCAAUGUUGUUUCAAUCAUUACUUAAUAUCGAUGAAAAUUCAACUGCGAGUAACAUUCAAUUUGAUAAUCUUUCAUCAAUUAUUGAUGAACCUACUUCGUCACCGACCAAUGCUGCUUUUAAUACUUCAUCAAUUAUGAUACGAUUGCAUUCACCAAUUCCGGAACCAGCAAGACUGGUACAGCAAACCUUGUCACCAAAAAGUGCCAAUGAUAAUAUGGAUUUGACAUCCGUUACUUCUCAUGAAACUUAUCAAGAAAAUAAUUUAUCGACACAUCAAACAAAUGAUGAAGCUCAAAAGCGUUUUUCGUCACAAUCGGUUAUUCCAUCACCAGUUUCGAGCAAUUUUCAUAGUCAAACCUAUCGAGUUUUAUCACAAUUAUCUGAUGCGAUACAAUUAGAAUCGAAUACAAAUGAAUGUGUUUCAUCGAAUACAUCGGUAAUGCAAUCAUCUUCGAUGGAGAAACAAAAACGAGGUCGAAGAUCAAACGUUAAUGAAAGUACAGAUCUGUCUUCAACUGAUGAUGCUGAAUCCAUUCUUUUCAAUCAUAAUCAUCCGAUUUAUAAACGUCUUAUUCUUCUUGAUGGCAUUGUUUUCAGUAAGACUGACUUUAGUCAUGCUCUUCAACAAUUUCCGAAUUUACGUGAUAAUGCAAUUGAAAAGUUGUGUAAAGAAGGUGUUUUCAUCAAAGGCGACGUUUUUGCAAAGAAAACCUCGACCGGUAUUAUUGAACAUUUGCAAAGAUACGUCAAGCGUAGUCCAGCAAUCGAUGGUAAUGGAUCGUUAAAUGUUGAAGAUUAUAUUAAUUUUGGAAAUAUACUUGCAAAAUAUGAAAUUUCAAUUGAAGAGUAUAUUAAUUCAUUUAAUAAUGCACAAUCAUUUAUGGAAAAUUCAGGAGGAGCUACUGUUAAACGUAUUCUUAAUCGUUCAAAUAUAAAAUUAGCAUCAUAUUUAUUUUCAAUGAAAUUUGUUGAAUUCAUUAGUCAAAAUAAUUAUUUUUCUGAACGAUUUGCAAUUGAUAAUGAUGCCAUAUGCUUUGAUAAACCGUACAUACUACCGACGACAUCAAAUAUAGUUACCGAUGCAUAUCAAAAGAGUCAAUACAGGCAAGCAAGACAACAUAAAACAUCAAAAAAACGUGCCUAUAGUCACAUUCAGGAUAACUCUGGAGCACCACGUAAAAGUUCUCGACGUAGACCAUAA
This is a messenger RNA of Rotaria socialis, 3231 nucleotides long. NCBI's taxonomy places the organism in Eukaryota, Metazoa, Rotifera, Eurotatoria, Philodinida, Philodinidae. The record is from the annotation of a GenBank genome assembly.